AUGAGCAACACUCAAGCUGAGAAGUCCGUGGUUGGUGUGAUUAACACGUUUCACAAAUACACAGAACACAAUCUGAUCAGCAAGCCAGGAGUGAUGAAGAUGAUGACAGAGAAUUUCCCCAACUUCCUCAAAGCCUGUAAGAAAGGGGACACAGAUUACUUGGGCAACAUCUUUGAGAAAAAGGACCUGAACAGAGAUAAUAUGGUUGACUUUUCUGAGUUUCUAUCCUAGAUUGGGAACAUAGCCAUAAGCCUCCACAAACAGAGCCAUGGGGCAGCACCCUGCUGUGGAGGAAGCCAGUGA
Messenger RNA from Castor canadensis (American beaver), 303 nucleotides. Lineage: Eukaryota; Metazoa; Chordata; Mammalia; Rodentia; Castoridae. The record is from RefSeq and is a predicted model, not a curated record.